CAUUCACACGUCAAAACAAUUCCCUCGUGCCUUUGUUGUUACAUUGUGUAAGGAAAGCCUUGGCUUUUCUUUACCCCAUUUGAGUCAUGUUCCUAUUCACGUUAGCAUCUUGUUUAAAAAUGGCUAAAAAACCAAAGGGUCUUCACCAAAGUGUUUCUGAGGCCCCCCACCCUUGCUGUUAACAUCAGAGAAAGAGAGAGAGAAUACUGAUAUUUUCGUUGCAUUGCAUUUGCAGUGACUGAACAAAAUGAUAAUAAUAGUGAUAGAAAUAGUAAUAGGUGUUUGUUGUUUAGGUGUGAGGACUGAGGAGGACAAAAGAGAUCAGAGAGGGCCCGUUAAAGGCUGCACCACAAAUGAGUGGCACUGCACCAAAGGCUACUACCAAUGUCUACUGUGUUCUCUCUCUCACUCUCUCUCUCUCUCUCCUUAUUGCUUUUACUCCUUCGUGGCCCUUCUCCCUCCAUCUAUCUCAAACACCUUUUUCAUCCAUCUCCAACACUAGGUGCAACAUCUACCUCUUUUCGCUCUUUGUUUGUUAUGUUCUUGGAGGGAAACUAGACAUCCUUUGAAGAAGUGUUCCAGUGAUGGCUCAGCUUGUUCUGCAUGGAGCUAUUUCCAUUUUCUUCAAGAGAGUAAGGUGAUUCUUCCAAAAAAGGGGAUAACUAUAAUUCUUCUAUGAAAGGGGAGAAGGAGAUUCUACUGGUCCAGAUAACCAUGAAUUUGAACAAAAACCAAGCCACUCUGGAGGUAAUGGUGUUUUGAAAGGCUAUUGAAGAAGUAUCAAGUGCCUCUUUUUACAUUUCCCAGAUGGAGAAUAAUAUGUAUAGUGCUUCACUGGACAUUCCUGGCAGAAAUUCUGCUGUCAUAGAAGAAAUUGCACAGCAUUUAGCACCGAAGCCACUGAUUCAAUGCUACUCAUUUGACCUCAAUAACCAAAACCACAUUAUAAAUGGAAUUCCAGUUCUUGCUGCAGAACAAGGUGAACCUAGAAGUGAUGUCCAUGUAGAUGGUUGCUUCAUAAACCAAGCUAGAAUUGCUGAUUCCAAUUCAUUUGUCUCAAUACAAGGAAAGAGUAUUGUAGGAGAUGCCUCGAAUCCCAUUAACAACAGUGCCAUUCAAGAGCAUUUAGCUGGAGGAAGGCCAAUUGCUUCUGAUGCUUCACUUGCUGAUAGAAUAGGCCUUCAAGAAAAUCUGCAGAGUUCAGCAGCUUUGCCUCAUUCAAUGAGUUCAUUGGAGGCACUGGGACCAUACAUCUUCAGUAAUUGGCAAGAUACGUCAAACCCUUUGGCUGCAACUUUUGGUGAUCAUGCCUAUGAUGAAUUAUCAAGUAUUCAGAAGUGGAAUGUGAACAAGUUUCUGAAAGCUCCAGAGGCCAAUGGGACUGAGAUCCAGGCUUAUUCUUCCAUAGGAAACCUGGUUCAAAAUGGGUGGACAUCAUCAAAUGUUGCAAGCUUGGGAAAUUUUGCCUAUAAUUCUUCUAAUUGCAGUAAAGAACUGUCACUAAGUCUUUCAAGAUCUCCUCCAACUACUGGUCAGUGCUCAGAGAUGAGCUGCUCCAACGCAUCUCGCAGCAUGAAUGGAACAAGUUCAGGCUUGGAGCAACCUUCCUGCAGCAGCAAGGAACUGUGUAUGAGAUUAGGUUCCAACAAACAUGUCCAGUUUUCACCAGCAAUAUUGGGGUCCAGAUAUCUUGCCGGAGUUCAAGAGAUAUUUGCUCAAAUUGCCACAUACUCAUUUGAAAAUGUAGAGCUGAUGACUUACCCAGCUUCUGGUGUUAGAGCAGGAGGAAAUAAGUCAGCUUCAGCUUUCACACCAAAGAGAAGGGUAGCGAGUAAUCAGAAUGAAAAUUCCAUGUAUGGAGCACAUGCAGAAGAAUCUCCAUCGGAAAGACAUGCAGCUGAUUCAAACAAAUCCCAACUUCUCAUGCUUCUACAACUGGUGGACAAUGGAUAUAGCCAGUGUUUGGAUGAGGUUCAUACCGUGGCAUCUGCAUUCCAUGCUGCUACUGAGUUGGAUCCACACAUGCAUGCACAUUUUGCACUUCAAACCAUCUCUCUCUUGUACAAGGACUUGAGAGAGAGGAUUAGCAAUUGUAUUCGUGCAAUGGGACCAGAUUUUAACAGCUUGUGUUCAGAAGAAGAGAAGGAAUGGUCUCUUGAAACUUCGUUCAUUCAAAAGCAAUGGGCUCUGCAGCAGUUGAAGAAAAAAGAUCAGUUAUGGAGACCCCAAAGGGGAUUGCCAGAGAGAUCUGUCUCAGUUCUACGCGCUUGGAUGUUUCAGAAUUUCCUCCAUCCGUAUCCUAAAGAUGCAGAGAAGCAUUCAUUGGCAGUAAAAAGUGGGUUGACAAGAAGCCAGGUAUCGAAUUGGUUUAUCAAUGCACGUGUUCGAUUAUGGAAGCCUAUGAUAGAAGAAAUGUAUGCUGAAAUGAGUAGAAGAAAAGCUUGUAGAAAUGAAGAAGGAUUGGAGAGCAGUCACAGAAGCAGGAUGAGCAUGAACAGUCAAAUGUUGAAUAUCAAUUGAAGUUGAAGAUAGUCAUAUAAUAUAAUAUAAUAUGACAUUAUUAUUACUAUGUUUUUGGAUCAAGUGAGUAAUUUGACACUGCUGAAAUCAGAAUUGUGAAUAAUGCUGUGCUUAGUUCAAUAUUUAGGAGAAGAUACGUUAUCUUGAAAGAUGUGCUUUCAUAGAAUGGAUUAUGAUUUGCAGUUGCUAACAUGGAAUUUAUUUCACUGUCCAAAA
Molecule: messenger RNA, 2736 nt
Organism: Vigna radiata var. radiata (mung bean)
Lineage: Eukaryota; Viridiplantae; Streptophyta; Magnoliopsida; Fabales; Fabaceae
Product: homeobox protein ATH1
Exons: 6
Coding region: 808-2520 (570 amino acids)
Biological process (GO): regulation of transcription by RNA polymerase II
Molecular function (GO): RNA polymerase II cis-regulatory region sequence-specific DNA binding; DNA-binding transcription factor activity, RNA polymerase II-specific
Source: RefSeq, a predicted model, not a curated record